This is a messenger RNA of Scaptodrosophila lebanonensis, 2456 nucleotides long. RefSeq names its product glutathione hydrolase 1 proenzyme. Gene Ontology annotation, molecular function: glutathione gamma-glutamate hydrolase. The record is from RefSeq and is a predicted model, not a curated record. The transcript is spliced from 5 exons. Gene Ontology annotation, cellular component: plasma membrane. Lineage: Eukaryota; Metazoa; Arthropoda; Insecta; Diptera; Drosophilidae. Gene Ontology annotation, biological process: glutathione catabolic process. Bases 87 to 1865 code for a protein of 592 amino acids.
AAUGUUUCCAAAAUUAGUCAAUAUUAGCAUAAUUAAAUCCUUUUUCGAAUAAGCGCUUAGUGGCUUCUGCCUAUUCAUUUACUAAAAUGUAUCUUAAAAUAAUAAUAAAAAGUAUGCUGUGUGCAGUUUUCGCGUUUUUGUUGACAUUUUAUUUACGCAGGGCUCGAGAAAAAUAUGCUCAAACCGUUUUGCAGCAGCAUAGACCUCCGAACCCCGAGGAGCCUCUACCACCAUCAUACUCCCCAUUGCUUGCAUUUCCACAAGCUGCAAUUUGUUCUGACAACAAUGCAUGUAGUAUUAUAGCCAGGAAGAUUUUAGAGCGAGGGGGCAGUGUGGUGGAUUCCGCCCUUUCAUCUUUGCUAUGCAAUGGUCUUCUAGGGAUGCAAAGCAUGGGAUUGGGCGGUGGUAUGCUAAUGAACAUUUAUAUACAUAACGAGCGACGCUCCUACAGCAUUCUUAGCCGCGAAAUUUCCCCCAUGUCGCUACAUGCAGCCAACUUUACUGUAUUUCGAAAUGAAGAUCAUCUAAAGCAGUCCAGUUGGUCCAUCGCUGUGCCCACUGAGCUGAUGGGAUAUGCCUUGGCGCAUGAACGAUUCGGUAAAUUACCGUGGCGAGAAAUUGUUGAGCCCACUAUAGAAAUAUGUCGAAAAGGAUAUCGCCUCUACAAGCAUCAGUACGAUGCUCUUUUGAUAAAUGAGGAAAUGGUCAGAAGCGAUACACUUUUGAGCCAAUUGUUUGUGAAACCAUCAACUGGAGAAUUUUGGAAUAUUGGUACUCAUCUAUACCCGCCUGAACAAUUAUGCGAUACUUACGCCCAUAUAGCAAAGGAAGGACCACGUAGUUUUUAUAAAGGUUCCUUGGGGAAAAUGGUGCAUGACGACUUACUUGAAAUGAAGAGCGUUAUUACCGAAAACGAUUUGAAUGCUGCCCAUGCCAGAUUAAGAGAAUCCAUUGUCGUUCCAUUGGAUGAGUAUGACUUGCACUUGACACCGUUGCCAGGCAGUGGAUAUGUCCUCGGUUUUAUUAUGAACAUUUUGCUGCAAUACCGCAAAGAAUUUCAACAAAAACGUCAUCUAGGACCCCUGGAAAUUCAUAGGAUUGUUGAAGCUAUGAAAUUUGGAUUUGUAAAGCGUUGGCAGUUGGACGAAUCGGUCGACGAAGGGCUUCUGGAUAAUAUGACCAGUUCAGCAUAUGCAGAAGAAAUUGCUAAACUAAUCGACGACUCUAGAACUUUCGACGAACCGAUGAAUUAUGGCGCUACUUCAGAGGUCCAUUCUCGACCAGAGUAUGGAACAUCUCAUAUCUCCGUACUCUCCAAAGACGACGCUGUCUCAGUUACGAGUUCCAUAAAUUUCUACUUUGGCAGUGGACGUAUGGGGAAACGUACGGGCGUUUUAUUCAAUAACGCGAUGACCGACUUUUCCAUCGAACGGCUGAAGAAUCAUUUUAACUUACCAUUUGUACCCAAUAAAAAUAUGAUAACCGCAGGUGCCACACCAAUGUCAUCCAUGACUCCAGUAAUUGUGACUGAACGUUCCACGGGCAAAGUGCGUUUAGUAGUUGGCGCAGCCGGUGGCACAAAAAUCAUAAGUUCACUCGUACCGGUACUGAUACGCACACUUUGGCAGCAAGUGAAUAUAAAAGGUGCCAUCGAUGCAUACAGGGUUCAUCAUCAGAUGCUGCCAAAUGUCCUGGAGUACGAAUAUGGUCUGUUACAGAGCCACUUGGUGGAGUUAGAAUCGAAGGGCCAUCAAUGCCAACGCUAUUUAAAUCGCGGUUCAGUUAUUUGUGGGAUCGAACAAACAAAUGAAACGAUUUUUGUAAAUUCAGAUUUUCGUAAAAUGGGUGGAGUUACAGGGUAUUAGAUAUUACCCCAGUGCAGCAACCCAUCCCGAUAGUAUUUAAGCAACUAGAUCUCAAUGCCCAACCAGUAAUGCUUUAUGUUGUCGAGCUACAAAUAGUUUGAAUUCCAUAAGAAUUAUCUCUAACACGCAUACUUGACUGCUGGCCUCAAAAAUUUAAUUGUGGCAACAAGUCUGGCAACUACAAAGAUUUUAUUAAUGUAACUAAAUGUUCUGUGAUAAUUAAAUUCAUAAAUAUUUAUACGAUGCCAGUAUGCACGUAGAUUGUGGCCGCUUCUCAAUGCUCAACUGAAUUUUGGACUUCCACGGCAUCUUUGUUCGUUUGGAUGUAGAAUGGCAUGAUUCCAUUCCAAUUUAAAUGUUGUGUCGAUCAUUCCUUAUAUAUUACAUAAAUGUAUGCUUGCACAAUAUUGCGUGUGUAUGUUGAAGCACGCAAUUCAAUUGACCGCUCAAUCAAUCGAUCAAUCAAUUAUGUGCUUACCGAGAACUUAAACGUGCAGCUCAUAUGUUUGCAUGUGUGCUAAGCUAUAUAUGUAGAUAUUUAAAUUACAAAGUCGGUAAUCCCCAAGCAAAAACACGCGCAUUAGAGUAGAA